Owenia fusiformis is the source of this 2674-nucleotide messenger RNA. The record is from the annotation of a GenBank genome assembly. Lineage: Eukaryota; Metazoa; Annelida; Polychaeta; Sabellida; Oweniidae.
CUAAAUCAAACUAAUAUCUCUUAUUCAAAGAGAUAGAUGAUGUCCUCUUUAAAAAAUACAAAUCAAAAGAGUAUUAAUUCAUAAACAUAACUUCUAAAUAAUUAAUAACUGUGACAUGUUUUUGUUGAUGAUUAAAAUUAAAUUGACAUACAGAACAUGUAUUUUAUUCACGUAACAUUAUCCAAUUACCCCAACUGUGACAUGUGUAUCAUUAGAAUACGACAUUAAUUAAUUCAAAAUAUUCUUUAAUUAAUAACCACACAAUCACUUUGUUUUCGAAGUUAUCUACAUUAACAGCAAUCAUCCAGAAGAGUAAAAAAUACUAUGGCAUAGAAAAGUGUGUAAAAUGUCAGGGAUUUUUUCACCAUGUGAAAUACCACAAGAUGCAAUCAAAGCAUUGCAUUACAUGAACUGUAGUGGAGUGGCAGCCAAGUGGCAUAUUCAACAGCGACCCAGAGAGGUGGUUUUCACAGUAAUAUGGGCAGCAAAAAACUCAAGGCUGAAGCUAAAGAACUAUUCACGCCCAUUAUGCGCAAGGCAAAUACACCACUGGACACAUCUUGUAGCAAGAAAAUCAAGACAAUUCUCAAAUUCAAGCAAGUCAGGAAAAGACACGAAACCAUAUGCAAUUGAUCCUAAACUGGACAGUAAAAUUGGUGAUGAAAUUGAAAAAUCUGAGGAAAAACUUUGUGAGAAUGAUACAAAGAUAGACAGAAAAUCCAGUAUUAACUAUCCCGAAAUGAAUGAAAAGUCUGACAAUUUUUCAAAUAAAAAAGAAAAUGCCAUUCAUUAUUCCAAUCUAAUGAAAGAGAAAUUAGCUAUUUGGGAUAAGGAUAGGAAUGAAAAAAUAAGACCUGAAACUCUGGAUUUGAUCUCUCCGAACAAAGGAGCUUCGGAAAAACAAAAAACAGAAUCUAAUGUCAUAACACAAAAUAUUGAAAAGAGACAGGUAAAUGGAGACUUCACUGAAGACUUUCAAUCACCUACUGGAGCUAUAUGGAGAAAGAACAGUGCCCCAAAUAUAUCCUCCAAUGUAAAACAUUGCCAGAAAUCUGCCAAAACUUUACGCAGAAGUGAUACAGUUGGUCCAUCCAAGUUACAUAUGGAAGAGACCAUUUCAGCAGAGGAUAUUGAAAAUGCCCCUGAGCCAGGAAAACCAGCUGUUAAACCAAAGAGAGGAGUGUAUAACAUUAUAAGUAUUUUGGAAAAAUAUAAAAAAGAGUUGAAUGAUUCUGGAGAAAGGGCAUUGAUACAUAAUGAUUAUAACAACGAUGAGUCCAAAGAUAAACCAACCAUCAAACCUAAACCUGCCUUUGUUCGAAUGCCAAGUAAGAUUAAUUUCAGUGCUUAUCUAAAACCAGGGCAAUGUAGUUCAUUUGACUCAAAUAGUUUAAUCAUGCCAAAACCAGACUGUAUCCCAAACAACAGUGACCAUAUUGUAAAAUCAGGUGAUGUCAUUUACAAGAGUGAAUAUAUGAAUACUAAUGUGCAAGAACCAGAAUGUUUUACUAACAAUGGUGACCAUGGUGAUGAUCACCACAUAACACAGCCAGAAGAUGUGACUCCCAACAGUCAACACCCAGAUGAUACGCAAACUGCAAAAUCUGACAAUAUUACAGAGAAAAAUCAUAAACACAAUGAUUAUGGUAAAACCUGGCCAAAAAGGUUAACAAAUCCAGUACAUAAAAACCCAGUGGAUUUCACAAAUGGAAAAGAUACAGUGAGGUCCCUUCCAAGAAUGAAAGUAGAACAAAUUCCAUAUUAUGAUCAGGAGCAUCUUGAUAAACAGACACCAAAAACAGCAUGUUCAAAUUCACAAACACCACCAAUAAUCAAUGGAAAAUAUCUUGAAAUGAAAACACCUAAAAAUGGAAUAGCUGAGAAUCCAAAGCUGCAACCUCAAAGAAGGAAUCCAUCGACCAUUGAACCUAGCAAUGGAUCAGUAUUGACAAUACAACGGAAAUCAAUCCAGGGACCGAUCCAGGCACCAACAAAUCAUGUCAAACAACAAACACUUAAAAUCAUUGAACCCAUUGGUUCAAUUCCUACACUAAACAGUAAAAUUAUCAGAAAACUUGUACAAAAGGUACAUAAAUCUAUGACAGUGGUUUCAAUCACAGAUGAUUGCAGUAUAGAUGGUGGAAAGCUUUGGCGAAUAGACACUACGAUGCCUGUCACUAGUAGAAGAAAACUCACCAGUGAGCUCGUAAUGCAUGGAGACAAUAUGUACAUACUUGAAAUAGAAGCAAUGACAGAUCUUUAGCCAGAUAACAAGUAUUAAAUAAUAUCCUAUUCGUAACUUUUAUAUGGACCUUUAUUCUAAAAUAAACAUUAUAACAGAACAAAUAUGAUAUAUCAUAGGAACAAAACUUAUGUACAAUUUUUUACAAACUUAUGGACAUACUCAGACAGCUAGGAAAGGCAAUAUGACCCAAUCUGAACUGACAUCUAAUUCAAACCAUUGAAAUACAUGUGGGAUAAAGACAAGAUGGACAUACUGAAGAGUGUUUAUGAAUGAACGACCACUAAACACCAAUCAUACCGAACUUGUUCUCACUACGUUAAUGAAAAUGUUGGUGAGCAAGGAUGUUUUGAGAACAAGUUUAGUCUGAAAAUAGCUCAAAGUAAAUAUCAAUCAACACUUUCCAAUAUUGUUAAUUAAUGAAAUAAAAUU